AUUUCUCUCUUUCUCUUUUUAAAUAGGGACUGAAGAAACAAAUAAGGAUGGAUCUGUUUCCAAAAGGCUUCUAGAAGAAAAGAACAGUCUUCUUCACUAAUACAGAUUAGUGCAUUGGCACUACAAUGGUUUGGAAAUGAUACUGCAGUAUUUUAUUGUGCUGCCGGCGAAGCAGCAUUACAUGGACUAAACUGGCUUCCAGGCAACAAAUAACACUUAGAUCCUUAUCGCUGGCCAGAUAUAAACCAGUGUGAUGUUGAAAUGAGAUGAGGCUCCGAAAUGGAACUGUGGCCACUGCAUUAUUUUUCAUCACAUCUUUCCUGAGUUUGUCCUGGUAUACAGCAUGGCAGAAUGGGAAAGAAAAACUGAUCGCUUAUCAAAGGGAAUUUCAUGCUUUGAAGGAACGUCUUCGGAUAGCUGAGCACCGAACCCUGCAGCGUUCCUCUGAAUUAAAUACCAUCUUGGAGCAGUUCAGGCGUGCCGUGGCGGAAACGAAUGGCAGCAAGGAUGCACUGAGCAGUGUUUCAGAUGAAACAUUAAAAUUGUUGAAGGAGCUAACAAGCAGAAAAGCUCUUCAAGUGCCAAAUAUAUAUUACCACUUGCCUCAUUUGUUGAAAAAUGAAGGAAGCCUUCGACCUUCAGUGCAGGUUGGCCUUGGACGAACAGGAGUUUCUAUAGUAAUGGGAAUCCCUACAGUAAAGAGAAAAGUAAAAUCUUACCUUACGGAAACACUUCACUCACUGAUUGAUAAGCUUACACCAGAAGAGAAGCUAGAUACGGUUAUGAUCGUCUUCAUAGGAGAGACAGAUCUUGACUAUGUAAAUGGUGUCGUGGCAAGCCUAGAAAAAGAGUUUUCUACAGAAAUCAGCUCUGGCUUGGUGGAAGUAAUAGCCCCACCUGCAUCCUACUAUCCUGAUUUGACAAAUCUCAAAGAGACUUUUGGAGAUUCAAAAGAAAGAGUCAGAUGGAGAACAAAACAAAAUCUGGAUUAUUGCUUCCUCAUGAUGUAUGCUCAGAAAAAGGGCAUUUACUACAUCCAGCUUGAGGAUGACAUCGUUGUCAAGCAGAAUUACUUCAGCACAAUAAAAAAUUUUGCACUUCAGUUGUCAUCUGAAGACUGGAUGAUUCUAGAAUUUUCUCAGCUCGGAUUCAUUGGUAAAAUGUUUCAGUCUCCAGAUAUUACACUCAUUGUAGAGUUCAUAUUUAUGUUUUAUAAAGAGAAACCUAUUGACUGGCUCUUGGAUCACAUUCUUUGGGUGAAAGUUUGCAACCCUGAGAAGGAUGCAAAACAUUGUGAUCGACAAAAGUCAAAUCUGCGAAUACGCUUCCGACCUUCACUUUUCCAACAUGUGGGUCUACACUCCUCUCUUGCAGGAAAGAUUCAAAAACUAACAGAUAAAGAUUUCCUGAAACCAUUAUUGCAUAAAAUCCAUGUGAAUCCACCGGCAGAAGUGUCGACAACAUUAAAGGUCUAUCAAGGACAUGCUCUUGAAAAAGCCUACAUGGGUGAAGAUUUUUUUUGGGCUGUUACACCAGUUGCUGGAGAUUAUAUUCUAUUAAAAUUUGACAAACCUGUCAAUAUAGAAAGAUACUUGUUUCACAGUGGCAACCCAGAACACCCAGGGGAUGUAUUUGUCAACACAACUGUGGAAGUGUUGCCUUUUAAGACUGAAGAGCUUGAGUUAAGCAAAGAAACCAAAGAGAAGCGAUUAGAAGAUGGAUAUUUCAGAAUAGGCAAGUUUGAAAAUGGUAGAGCAGAAGGAGCGGUUGAUCCCAGUUUAAAUCCGAUUGCAGCUGUCCGUCUCUUAGUCAUACAGAACUCCUCUGUCUGGGCAAUUCUAAACGAGAUUCAUAUUAAAAAGAUCCCCAACUGAUGAAGGAGAAGAAAGAAGAUUUUUUGUGUUUGGGGGAAAAAAUCUACAAAAUUCCAAACAGCAGAGUGAAGACAGUGAGCAUGCACCUUAUUUCCAACUAGUCUUUCACUGAAACUCUACCUCCUGUGAAAUCUACUGUAGAUGAGAAGACUGACCCAGCAAGAAGAGUUUUUUGCAGUCUAAAAACCGAUUCUCAGCUGGUAUUAUUUAUCUAGAUCCAUGGUUUCUCCAUCCGAACAUGACUUUGUUGCCUAAGGAUCACCGCAAUCUUGUCAACUUAUCCACCUGUGAUAGGACUUGCUAUGUAAAAGUUGUACAUAUUGUUAUAUUCCUUAAAGAUGAGAAUAUAUAUAUAUAUAUAGUUGUUUAAAUACAUUUUAUGAAGGGGGUACUUUUUGAAGGUCCAUUUAUUUUGCUAAUGCAAACCCUCUUUUAUAGAUGAUCAGGGAUCUAUAUUCAAAACCAUUAGGGAUAUUUAAUUUAUUAAAUGAUUUGAAAAAUACAUAUUUUUAUGCAGGUAAUAACUUGAUGCCGUUUUUUAAAAAAACGAAUGACCUUGCUUCUUGAGUUAAUUCUACAUUUUGCUUUGAUAAUGAAGUAACCAUAUUUUGUAAUAUACUGCCAUGAUCAGAAUUGUUUGAGUUUGCAAAUGAAGCACUUUUGUAUCACACCAAGGACACAGUCAAUUCAAAAGCUCUUGUGGACAAUCCUCAUUGAUGCCAAUGGGCGCUAAAUCUAGGCUAGGUUGUUUGAAGGCAUAAUAAGCAAGGUAUGUGCAAGGAUUUUGAAGAACAUUGCUCAUAAAAUAUCAACAAGUUUAAUCUUCGCAUAUUGAGGAUUUUUCUACUUUAGUAGGGUGUAUGACAUCCGCAGUGAUCUUAGAUUUGAUUGAUUACAGAGGGAUUUUGAUAUGUUAAAUCAUUGAUGAGUUUUCUGAAAUGUUGCCAAGUUAAUUCCUCUGAAAGAAAAGCAUGUCUGCCUGUUUUCAUUUUGCUUUGUGACUCCUUUUGUAUGAUCUCUAUUCAGUAUUUUGGAACAAUUUACCACUGAUUGUUUUCUUUAGGGAUUGUAACAAGAAAAAUAGGACAGAAGGAUAUUGACUGAGCUGUUUUUUAAUAUUUACAUGCUUAAAUGAAUCCCCUUUUCAUUUAAGAGGCUCAUCCCUUGCUUAAAACAUUUCACUCUAAUUGACUGAACCUUGAGAGCUCAUAUGAGCCUAAUGUUUGUCACUUUCUGAACUUCCAAGGGAAAAAAAUGUCAAUAGCUUUGGGGAGAGGCAAUUCGAGCACUUUGUGCCACGGAGCACAGUAGACAUGCAAUAACUAAGCUAGUAAUGCAAACCAAAUUUGUGUUAUUUCCUUAACCCAACAAAGAUAUGGAAAGCUAAGCUUUUUAGCCUCACCUGCACUUCAAUCACACGUGGUAAAGAAAAUUUACGCAAAUUAUUGUAGCUUGUGUCAUGAGAUAAUUCUUAGAUACUCUGUCUUGGAUGUAAGCUUAUGCCAAAAAGUAUCUGUCUUGCCUUUGCUUGACAGUCACAAUCACGCAGUAGUAAUGAUAGUGUGAUUAGGUGUUUGCCUAUUUUGCUGUCAUUAGACUCCUUAUCGAGAAGUAGGUGAAGUAAUGUAGUCAGGCAUCAGAUAGUUCAAGAUGUUUCCACAAUGGACUUAAAUUUUCUUGCUUCUUCUAAAAUCAGAUAGAACUAGUAGAUUUUUACAAAAGAAGAACAGAAUUAAAAUGAAUUAAAUAGAAAUGUUCCCGAAUUAUGGUAACGAAGUCUUGGUGUGACAAGACAGGCCCUGAUGGUUUUGUGCUUUACACUAUCUUAAAAUAACAGCAAGCUGAAUUAUUGACACUAAUUAACAUGUAACUUCCAGCAGUGGAAGUGUUUUAAAAAUUCCUGUUUCAGAUUAUUGUUGAUGAAGAGGUACCCAGAUCAACUUUGGUGCUAAAAUGUUUCCUGUAAAAAUUAGGAUCUUAAUAGCUGCCACCUUUGAUUCCUUCUUCCCUUCCACUUGCAAACCAGCUACUGUUAUUUCAAUCAUUUACUUGCAGGCCAGGUAUAUUUAUCCUUUUCCUGUCCCGCCAAUUAUACUAAGACACAACAAGCCUCACAAAUAAUUACUUCCUCUACUAGAGGAAUCAAACAGAUUUGUGCUUUACUUGAAUUAUGGUAGUUGCCAAGGUUUGAAUAUGUUAGCCUUAACAGUGACUAAUAAAGACAACUGGAUGGUUUGAGAGUUCCUCUUAGUUAGACUUUUCCUAGGAAAUCAUUUUAAGAACUGAGUAGUUGAUUAUCCAUAGUAACUGGAUUACUGUUUUUUAAAAUGUUAGAAAUUCCCUAUUCCCUUUCUCAAUCAGUGCUUUGCUGUUGUGUUCCUGUUCAUACUUUGGUGGAAUUUGCAACUUUAGUGCUGCAGCCAGCAUUUCUCUGACACUCCAUUUUUCCAUCAGCCAUUUACAGUGCUUGCUGUCUUUUUUUUUUUCUUUUAGAGCGAGAUUUUGACUUUUGUUAAUCUUGCUGCUAUGUUUGAAAACCUAAUUGGAUCAUGUUAACUGUGCCUUUCAUCAAUGUGCUAUGUGCCACAGCUGCCCAUGUAAGAUUUGAAAUAAAUAUUUUAAAAAUG
Molecule: messenger RNA, 4501 nt
Organism: Anolis sagrei ordinatus
Lineage: Eukaryota; Metazoa; Chordata; Lepidosauria; Squamata; Anolidae
Gene: MGAT4A
Product: alpha-1,3-mannosyl-glycoprotein 4-beta-N-acetylglucosaminyltransferase A
Biological process (GO): protein N-linked glycosylation
Cellular component (GO): endoplasmic reticulum; Golgi stack; endoplasmic reticulum-Golgi intermediate compartment
Molecular function (GO): acetylglucosaminyltransferase activity
Source: RefSeq, a predicted model, not a curated record